Molecule: messenger RNA, 8791 nt
Organism: Heterobilharzia americana
Lineage: Eukaryota; Metazoa; Platyhelminthes; Trematoda; Strigeidida; Schistosomatidae
Source: the annotation of a GenBank genome assembly
AUAUGAAAAACGUAUAUUUAGUGAGUGGUCUAAAAGUGUAGAUGAAAUUUGUUCAUUUAAUUUAUCUCAACCAUUACUCGUACGUGAUCCCAGUACAAAAAUGCUCGCCGUCAAUUUUGAUGCAAAACUUGUGGCUGUUCUACGUGAAGUAAAAUAUUUAGGUAUACGUGCAGAAGAAACCAUACCUGAAUCAGCAAAUAAAUUAUAUGAACAAAACGAUAAAUUGCGCAAUUUUCAUAUUAGUUUAGAUAUGACUGUUCAAGCUUAUAGGUAUUUAUCCAAUCAACUUAUAUCUGAAGAGUCAGAAUUAAUAACAGAUCAGUUACGCGAGUUUGAUGAACAGGCUGAAAAAGCAGAAACUGUAUUGAACUGGCAAACUAGUGAUGCAUGGGAUUAUAUACAGAAAACACGAAGUAAAAUUGAAGAUUUAAAACACCGUGUUGUACAAACCCAAGAAAAUAUGCAACAAAUUCAAUUAAUUAUGACUACUUGGUCUAAAUUACCAUUAUUUGAACGCAAAGAUGGUAAAAGGGAGACGUUGCUAGGAUUAGAUGAUAGGGAGGAUAGAUGCUCUAAAAGAUAUACAGAAAUUACUGAAGCAGGUAAACAAGUUCUCAAUAUUUUACAGACAAACCGUGAAUUGUUCAAAGCCAAUGAAAACGAUCCUGCUUGGGCAAGAUACAUAAAAUAUGUCGAUAAUAUUGUAGAGAGCGGUCUGAUUCAAACAAUAGAAUGUAGUUUGAACUACUUAAUUACAGAAACUGAAGAUCUGCCAACAACAGCUGCCCUCUUGGAAUCUCAGAUGGAAUUAAAAGCACCAGAUAUAUCAUUUCAACCAUCAAUGGAUACAGAAUCAAAUAAUGGCUUGUAUGCACUUGUAGAUCAUAUCAUUGAAGAUAUCUAUAAACAGGCUACAUUUAUUCCAUAUAUAACGGAUUUGAAUAUGAAAGACAGUUAUAUGUCUAAAAUGAAUGAGAAUGAAAGUUUAUCGAACAAACGUAAGCUGUUAUUAGAUCGUGUUGAAAUUGUCAUGAAAAAAGCCUUAAAUUAUCGUGCUCACUUUGAUACUUAUGCCUACUUAUGGAUAGAUGAUCGUAAUGAGUUUAUGCAACAAUUUUUGUUAUAUGGACAAGCUAUUAACCAAGAAGAUCUUGAUUUAAUCAAUGCCGGUGGCAUACAGCCAUCUACAGAACUAGGUGAUAACCAAAAUGGAGAUCAAUUCCCUGUAUUAAAACCACCUACCUUGGAGCAAUUUAAGGAGCAGAUUGAUUAUUAUGAAAAAGUUUAUGAAGAGGUUGAUAAGUUGGAUGGUUCUACUAAAUUCGAUUCCUGGUUCCGUGUGGAUGCCCGUAAAUUUAAACAAGCACUCAUAAAUGUCAUCAAAAGGUGGAGUUUAAUGUUUAAACAGCACUUAAUUGAUCACGUUACAACAAGUUUGGAAGAUUUAAAUAAAUUUAUUCAGAUUUCUACUAAUGGUCUGAGUGUAGAUCUUCAGGAUGGAAAUUAUGAUUCUUUAAUCAGUGUAAUGGGACACUUGGGGCGUGUUAAAGAUCGUCAGGUUGCAACUGAUGAAAUGUUUGAACCACUAAAGCAAACUAUUGAAUUAUUAAAAACAUAUAAUCAAGAAAUGCCUGAUGAAGUUCAUCAGUUACUAGAGACCUUACCGGAAAAAUGGAAUAAUGUCAAGAAACAAGCUGUAUUGAUGAAACAAGCAGUUGCACCGCUGCAAAAUAAUGAAGUAGCCAAUAUACGUCGUAAAUGUGCUAAUUUCGAUGUGAAGCAGCACAUCUACCGUGAAGAAUUCCGAAAAAUUUCACCAUUUAAUUACAGCUGCCAGAACGCUUAUGAAAUUAUAGACAAGAAUCACCACAGUUUACUACAACUAGAAAUCGAAAUGGCUAAUCUCCUUACUUCAGCCAGUUUAUUUGAAGUCAAUGUGCCAGAAUUUAAACAAAUUAAACAGUGUCGCAAAGAACUGAAAUUACUUAAAACAUUAUGGGAUUAUAUCAAUUUAAUACAGACAAGUAUACACGACUGGACACUUAGUUCAUGGCGUGCAGUGAAUGUUGAACAAUUAGAUUUGGACUGCAAAAAAUUUGCUAAAGAUUUACGUAGUUUAGAUAAAGAAAUGCGUGCGUGGGAUGCUUACGUGGGUAUAGAAGAUAAAGUUAAAAACAUGCUGACCUCAUUGAGAGCAGUUAGUGAAUUACAAAACCCAGCAAUACGUGACAGACAUUGGAUACAGUUGAUGAAGGCUACUGGGGUCAGAUUUGAAAUGAGUGAAGAAACCACUCUAAUGAAUUUAUUAUCUUUAAAUUUGCAUCAUUUUGAAGAUGAAGUACGCAAUUUAGUUGAUAAGUCCGUUAAAGAAAUGACUAUGGAGAAAGUAUUGAAAGAAUUACAUACUACAUGGUCUCAAAUGACCUUUGAACAGGAUAUUCACCCACGCACUAACUUAGCUCUACUAAAAGCAAGUGAAGAAUUGAUUGAAACUCUUGAAGAAAAUCAAGUACAAUUACAAAAUAUGAUGACAUCGAAAUACAUUGCCUAUUUUCUUGAUGAUGUAUCAGCAUGGCAGAAGAAGUUGUCCACUGCUGACCAAGUGAUCACAAUCUGGUUCGAAGUCCAACGCACAUGGUCGUAUUUAGAAUCAAUAUUCAUUGGUUCGGAAGAUAUACGUAAACAAUUGCCUCAGGAUUCUUCAAGAUUUGACAGAAUUGAUCAUGAUUUUCGUCAGCUAGUUAGUGAAAUCGGCGAUGAUCGUAAUGUUAUCAAGGCCACAAGUCGACCAAACCUGUAUGAACGCUUGGAAUCAAUACAGAAGGACUUAAUUUUGUGUGAAAAGGCGCUGGCUGAAUAUUUAGAAACAAAACGUCUUGCAUUCCCACGCUUUUAUUUUGUCUCACCAACAGACUUGUUGGAUAUUUUAUCGAAUGGAAAUAUCCCAGAACAGGUUACUAAACACUUAACGAAAUUAUUCGACUCAAUGGCUACAUUGAAAUUUCGUUCGAAAUCGGAUGGCAAAGUAUCUUUAGCUGGUUCACAAAUUGGUUGGACAACUGAAGUGAACAUAAAUUUUGCUCGACUGGAAGAAGGUUAUGAGAAUGCUCUAAAAGACUAUAACAAGAAACAGAUACAACAAUUAAAUGCGUUAAUUACUCUACUAAUUGGUGAAUUGAAUUCGCAAGAUCGUCAGAAAGUUAUGACUAUUUGUACAAUUGACGUACAUAAUCGUGAUGUUGUUGGUAACACACCAAGAUUGGUCAUAACACCAUUAACCGAUCGCUGUUAUAUCACAUUGACUCAGUCUCUACAUUUAACAAUGAGUGGUGCACCAGCAGGACCAGCCGGUACAGGCAAAACAGAAACUACUAAAGAUUUAGGACGUGCAUUAGGUAUUAUGGUUUACGUAUUUAAUUGUUCUGAACAAAUGGAUUACAAGUCAAUUGGCAAUAUAUAUAAAGGAUUAGCCCAGUCUGGUGCAUGGGGUUGUUUUGACGAAUUUAAUCGUAUAUCCGUUGAGGUAUUAUCCGUUGUUGCUGUUCAAGUCAAGUGCAUACAAGAUGCGAUAAGAGAUAAAAAGAAACGUUUCAAUUUCCUGGGUGAAGAGAUUAGUUUAGAUCCAACCGUUGGUAUAUUUAUUACAAUGAAUCCUGGUUAUGCUGGGCGUGCCGAACUACCUGAAAAUUUGAAAGCACUAUUUCGUCCAUGUGCAAUGGUUGUACCGGAUUUUGAAUUGAUUUGUGAAAUUAUGCUGGUGGCCGAAGGUUUUACAGAUGCAAGAUUAUUAGCUAGGAAAUUUCUGACACUUUACAACUUGUGCAAAGAAUUAUUGUCUAAACAAGAUCAUUAUGAUUGGGGCUUAAGAGCCAUCAAAUCUGUGUUGGUUGUUGCCGGGGCAUUGAAACGCAGUGACCCAGGACGUCCGGAAGACCAAGUACUUAUGCGUGCACUACGUGAUUUUAAUAUACCUAAAAUUGUUACUGAUGAUCUACCUGUCUUUAUGGGCUUAAUUGGUGAUUUGUUCCCAGCGUUAGAUGUACCCAGGAAACGUGAUCUAGAACUUGAAAAGCAGGUGAGGCAGGCAGCAAUCGACUUGAAGCUACAAGCUGAAGAUAACUUUGUGCUCAAAGCCAUACAACUUCAAGAAUUAUUUGCUGUACGACAUUCAGUAUUUGUAUUAGGCAAUGCCGGCACAGGAAAAUCAAUGGUAUGGAAAACCUUGUACCGUACUAAUUUCAACAUGAAAAAAAAACCAGUUGCCAUUGACUUAGAUCCUAAAGCUGUUACAAAUGAUGAAUUAUUCGGUGUCAUUAAUCCAGCUACACGUGAGUGGAAGGAUGGUCUGUUCUCUGUUAUCAUGAGAGAUUUAGCUAAUUUAACACAUGAUGGACCUAAAUGGAUUGUACUUGAUGGUGAUAUAGAUCCAAUGUGGAUUGAAUCAUUGAAUACAGUUAUGGAUGAUAACAAAGUUCUGACAUUAGCUAGUAAUGAGCGUAUUCCAUUGACACCUACAAUGCGCUUGUUAUUUGAAAUAAGUCAUUUGAAGACAGCUACACCAGCCACCGUAUCAAGAGCAGGGAUACUCUAUAUCAACCCGCAAGAUCUUGGAACAACUCCAUUUAUAUCUAGCUGGUUAACUGCUCGUGAAUUGCAGUCAGAGCAAGCUAAUUUACAAAUACUUUUCGAUAAAUAUGUGCCACCAUGUCUGGAUGUUCUACGUGUACGCUUUAAGAAAAUCACUCCGAUUGCGGAAAUUGCUCAUGUACAAAUGCUGUGCUAUUUACUUGACUGUCACUUAACACCAGAAACUACGCCACCUGAUUGUCCAAAAGAAUUAUAUGAAUUAUAUUUUGUAUUUUGUGCUGUAUGGGCGUUUGGUGGUUCACUGUUUCGAGAUCAAUUAGUGGAUCAUCGUGUUGAAUUUAGUAAAUGGUGGGUAACCGAAUUCAAAACUGUUAAAUUUCCAACCAAUGGUGUUAUAUUUGACUACUUUAUUGAUCCUGUAAGCAAGAAAUUUGAACCUUGGUCAAAGAGGCUACCAGUUUUUGAAUUGGAUCCUGAGCUCCCGUUACAGGCUAUGCUGGUACCUACAACAGAAACAGUACGCUUACGUUAUUUCUUAGAUCUAUUAUUGCAACGUAAACGUCCAGUUAUGUUGGUCGGUAAUGCAGGUACUGGAAAGACUGUACUUGUACAGGAUACAUUUUCAAGUUUCAAUGAAGAUGUUAUGGUUACAAACGUACCAUUUAAUUUUUAUACAACAAGUGAAAUGCUUCAACGUAUAUUAGAAAAACCAUUGGAAAAAAAAGCUGGUAGAAAUUAUGGCCCACCUGGAAAUAAACGUCUAAUCUAUUUCAUUGAUGAUUUGAAUAUGCCAGAAGUUGAUACUUACUUUACAGUUCAACCACACUGUUUAAUAAGACAACAUAUUGAUCACUCACAUUGGUAUGAUAGAACGAAACUAACAUUAAAAGAAAUAAACAAUACUCAGUAUGUUGCAUGUAUGAAUCCAACAUCUGGUAGUUUCACAAUUGACCCACGGCUACAAAGACACUUUUGUGUGUUUGGUUUAAGUUUUCCCGGUCAAGAAGCGCUGAAAACAAUUUAUUCGUCUAUAUUAACGCAACACCUGUCACUAAUCAACUGUUCUUCAGCCUUACAAAAGUUUGCUACAAAUAUAACUGAUUGUGCUUUAUUAUUGCACGCUAAAGUGGCUACUGUAUUUUUACCGACAGCUAUCAAAUUUCAUUAUAUAUUCAAUUUACGUGAUUUAUCCAACAUUUUCCAAGGUUUAUUGUUUUCUGGAAAUGAAUGUAUUCGACAACCAACUGAUUUAAUACGUUUAUGGAUGCAUGAAUGUGAACGUGUGUAUUCUGAUAAACUAAUUGAACGUGAGGAUGUUGAAACAUUUGAGAAAAUUCUGGCGGAUAUUACGAAGAAAUGCUUUGAAGAUAUGGAUGAAAAUGUAUUAUUUGCCAAACCAAACAUGUAUUGUCAUUUUACCCAAGGAAUUGGUGAACCAAAGUACUUACCAAUAGUAAAUAUGAAUGAAUUAAGUAAAUUACUUAAUGAAGCCUUGGAUAACUAUAAUGAGUUGAAUGCUGUAAUGAAUUUAGUCCUAUUCGGUGAUGCUAUUUCACACAUACUAAGAAUUAAUCGAAUCUUGGAAGCACCACGUGGCAAUGCAUUACUAAUUGGUGUCGGUGGUUCAGGGAAACAAUCUUUAUCAAGAUUAGCUGCAUUUAUUAGUUCACUAGAAGUAUUUCAGAUAACAUUGCGCAAGGUACGUCGUUUACUCAAAGUUGUUUUAUGCUUCUCACCAGUUGGUUCAACAUUACGUGUUAGAGCUAGAAAAUUCCCAGCAAUUGUCAAUUGUACAUCAAUUGAUUGGUUUCACGAAUGGCCGAAGGAAGCUUUACUCUCUGUAUCCAAACGCUUCUUAAGUGGCAUUGAAUUAUUACCUGAAAAUAUACGACCAUCUGUUGCUGAGUUUAUGUCAUACGCACAUCAGUCAGUCAAUGAGAUUAGUGUUACAUAUUUGCAAAAUGAACGUCGUUAUAACUAUACAACGCCCAAAUCAUUUUUGGAACAAAUACAGUUAUAUGAAAAUAUGCUAAAUCAGAAGCAUACCGAUUUGGUUGGUAAAAUGACACGCUUAGAAAACGGUCUACAGAAAUUAGAAAGUACAGCUCAACAAGUUGAUGAUUUGAAAGCGAAACUGGCUGCACAAGAAACCGAAUUAGCACAGAAAAAUGAAGAUGCUAACAAACUGUUAGCUAUUGUAGGCGCCGAAACAGAAAAGGUCAAAGAAGAAAAAUUAUUCGCAAAUCAGGAAGAAGAGAAAGUUGCAAAAAUCAAAACUGAAGUGUUGAAAAAGCAAAAAGAUUGCGAAAUUGAUUUGGCUAAAGCAGAACCAGCCUUAAUGGCAGCGCAAGAGGCGUUGAAUACACUGAAUAAGAAUAAUCUAACCGAAAUGAAAUCAUUCGGUUCACCACCAGCAGCUGUCAUUAAUGUAACAGCUGCUGUUAUGGUAUUAAUGGCACCAGAUGGUAAAGUGCCUAAAGAUCGUAGUUGGAAAGCAGCUAAAGCAGGAAUCAUGAGUAAAGUUGACUUGUUUUUAGAUAAUUUAAUUAACUAUGAUAAAGAAAAUAUUCAUGAAAAUUGUUUGAAAGCAAUUCAAGAGUAUCUAAGAGAUCCAGAAUUCGACCCAGAGUUUAUCCGCAAUAAAUCGACAGCAGCUGCUGGCCUUUGCUCGUGGGCAAUAAAUAUAGUACAAUUUUAUAACAUCUACUGUGAAGUUAAACCAAAACGUGAUGCAUUAGACUCAGCUAAUGAAGAACUACGUCAAGCAACUGAAAAAUUAGAAACUAUCCAGAAAAAGAUUAAGGACUUAGAAGAAAAAUUGAAAAAGCUAACAGACGAAUUCGAAACAGCAACAAUGGAGAAACAAAGAUGUCAAGAUGAAGCGGAAUUAACCUACAAGACAAUUGAAUUAGCCAAUCGACUGGUGGGAGGUUUAGCUUCAGAAAAUGUACGUUGGGCACAACAAGUGAAGCAAUUUAAAGAACAAGCUAUCACACUACCUGGUGAUGUGUUGCUAACUGCCGCAUUUCUGUCCUAUGUUGGUUGUUUUACAAAACGUUAUCGUACAGAACUGUUAGACCAACACUGGACACCAUUUUUAAAAUCAGUUAGUCCCUCAAUACCAAUUACACCUGAUUUGGACCCACUAGACAUGUUAAUCGAUGAUGCCGUGAUAGCUACGUGGAACAACGAAGGUUUGCCAUCAGAUAGGAUGUCUAUAGAGAAUGCCACUAUACUUACAAAUGCUGAACGUUGGCCACUUAUGAUUGAUCCACAACUGCAAGGUCUUAAGUGGAUUAAAACACGGUUUGGCACCGACUUGAAGGUAAUACGUUUAGGUCAGAAAGGUUACUUGGAUCAUAUAGAACGUGCUAUCUCAGCUGGUGAAACAGUAUUACUAGAAAACAUUGAAGAAACUGUUGACCCGGUACUCGAUCCCUUACUCGGUAGGAAAACUAUCAAAAAAGGAAGAGCUAUACGUCUUGGUGAUAAAGAGGUCGAAUAUAGUCCAGAUUUUCGGUUAAUCCUACAAACGAAAUUAGCCAAUCCCCACUACAAACCAGAAAUGCAAGCCCAAACUACACUAAUUAACUUCACUGUGACACGUGAUGGUUUAGAAGAUCAGUUGUUAGCUAGUGUUGUAAACAAAGAACGGCCGGAUUUAGAACAACUGAAAGCUGAUCUAACAAGGCAACAAAAUGAAUUUAAAAUUACAUUGAAACAACUGGAAGACAGCUUAUUGGCAAGAUUGUCAGCUGCAGAAGGAAAUUUCCUUGGUGAUUAUGCAUUAGUUGAGAAUUUAGAAACAAAUAAACGCACAGCUAUUGAGAUUGUUGAAAAAGUUGCACAAGCUAAAAUUACUGAAGUACAAAUAAAUGAAGCUCGUGAAUUAUAUCGUCCGGCAGCGUGUCGUGCAUCGUUAUUAUAUUUCAUUCUGAAUGAUUUAAAUAAAAUCAAUCCAAUGUAUCAGUUCUCAUUGAAAGCAUUCCGCAGCGUAUUUGAAGUAGCCAUGGAUCGAGCAGAAUCAGCUGAGGAUAUACAUUUACGCGUUAAUAACUUACUGGAUUCGAUCACUUUUUCUGUUUAUAUGUAUACAUCAAGAGGUUUGUUUGAAAAAAGACAAAUUAAUAUUACUGCGCAAAUGGUAUUUCAAAUACUAACAAUUUCAAAUGAGAUAAAUCCAGUUGAAUUAGACUUUUGCUAA